AUGGCAUCUCAGCUUGUGCCAUUACGAGAAGUGGAAAGACUGAGCUCGAACGUCAUUCGGAUACUGGGGGGAAAUCCUGGAAAAUUUACACUACAAGGCACAAACACGUAUUUAAUUGGGACUGGACGAUCGCGGCUUCUGAUUGAUACAGGAGAGGGAAAGCCAGCAUGGAUCGCAUCCUUGAAAGACACUCUACAGAAAGAAAAUGCAACUGUUGGCCAGGCAGUCAUCACCCACUGGCACCAUGAUCAUACCGGGGGAAUCAAGCAUCUACUUGAAUAUUCGCCGAGUACAAUUAUCUAUAAACAUCAACCAAGCGACGGUCAGGAAGACAUCGAGGAUGGCCAACAGUUCAAAGUUGAAGGAGCCUCUUUGCAAACAGUCUACUCUCCCGGACAUACGCAAGAUCACAUGGCUUUAGUGCUCGAGAACGAGGAUGCGAUGUUCACAGGUGACAAUGUUCUAGGUCAUGGUACAGCGGUGUUCGAAGACCUGUAUGCAUAUAUCAAAAGCUUGAACAGAAUGAAAGGCGCUUUCAAGGGUCGAGCCUAUCCUGGACACGGUCCGGUGAUUGACGAUGGACCAAGUAAAAUUGUUGAAUACAUCAAGCAUCGUCAAAUGCGAGAGGACCAAGUGGUCCAGAUUUUGAAAACUGCUAGGGAAGUUGGAAGCGACGAGGCCAGCGGUAGCGACCCUCACGAGUGGACGUCGAUGGAGAUUGUCAAGUUGAUUUAUAAAGAUGUCCCCGAGAACCUUCACCUACCAGCAAACGGAGGUAUCACUCAGAUCCUUCUCAAGUUGCAAGAAGAGGACAAAGUCGUCGAGAAUCUGAAGACAGACAGGUGGAGCCUCAAAAAUCGCGCUGCGCUGUGA
This is a messenger RNA of Glarea lozoyensis ATCC 20868, 873 nucleotides long. Its product is annotated as Metallo-hydrolase/oxidoreductase. Gene Ontology annotation, biological process: secondary metabolite biosynthetic process. The coding region runs from base 1 to 873 and encodes 290 amino acids. The record is from RefSeq and is a predicted model, not a curated record. Lineage: Eukaryota; Fungi; Ascomycota; Leotiomycetes; Helotiales; Helotiaceae. The transcript has 3 exons.